GACUGUACAUUCAUAGCUUUCAAUGUUCAGCCAAAUAAGCCACGGAAAACAUGUUAGUGUUGGCCCCCAGACCUUGCCGCCCUGGGUAUGGAGCCAUGUUGCUCACACCGGAACCAUGAGACCCAGAAGGUUUAAUCCCUGUAGAACUCUGUUCUUUUUGACUGAAGUAGGUGAUUCAAGUUCUUCAGAAGAACAUGUUUUGCGCUGAGCUGAGCUUUAGGUGGUGACUCAGUUAUAAAACGCUGUGAAAUGUCUUUAAUGUGGUUCAGUCAGCUGUGGACAGAAGUGUCUCUGUGGCUGGAUAAGCUUGGCGGAGGGUCCGUUCGUUUUUAGAGGUUGAACGUGUUAUUGGCUCCUGUUGGGAAGCUCAACGCUGCCAAACUGCAGCAGAGCUGGGAGAAAGAGAGGGAGAAGGGGCGGGGCAUCAGACCAGAGAGCCGCUACUAUUGGUUGAGUUGGUAUGGGGCGGGGUUUUCCUGACAGAAGGGCGGUGCUUCUGCGGUCUGCCUCAUUUCUCCAGAAGGAGCAGCGAUGACGGUUUGGAGCGAGGUGACAGUGACCGACUCAUAACGGAACCUCAGAACGGCACAGACCGCGGCCAAAGCGGGGCGAGCUGACGCCGACUGCCUUCAGGAACCGGCGGAAACCGGAUCUGACAGCUGCUGUGUUCGUGCUCUGCCACACCGGCAAGGAGCCGAUUGUCCUGGACUGAACUCCGGACGGAGUCGGCCUCUUCCCCCGGAGCUCCGCAGCACUUCUCGGGGGUUUGUUCUCCAUCGGCCGGCUCUGCUCGCUCUUUGCUUCCGCGGGAUGAGCUAGCAUGACCGCAUGAGGGCGGCUUUGGGGAACCUGCUGGAGCAGAGACGAACCUUCCGGAUCGGAAACGGUCUAUCUUUAUCUUUUUUUGUUUCCCGAGGCAUUUCCUUUGAUUCCAGAUGGAUUUUUGAACGUUUUACCGAAUUCCUUGGAAUAGUAUAUGGAUAUUCUGCGCUGAGGACACAAGUGGAAGGAACAACCUUGAGAUUUCCAGGCUGGAUUUUCUCCUGAAGGUUUCCAUUGAAGCCAUCGGAGACGAGGAGCCAUUUUGUCACCGCUCAUCAGUUUUCUCACGCUGGGAUUUACAUUAGUGACUCUAAUGAAAGGAUGCUGCAGGGUGCUGAAGAAGGACUGAGCCCCACCUGAGCCCCCUCCCCUCCGUCCCGUACCGGACUCUCAGAGCCGUCACUGCCCAUCAUGCACCUGCUGUGCCGCGGGCGCCUCAAGCUGCUGGUGGCGUCUCUGACCGCCGUCGUCCUGCUCACCUGGCUCUACCUGCUGGCAGGAAACCUGGAGAACGGUCGCUCCCUCCUCUUGGCGCCCUGUUUGCCCGACACCCCUGCCGCACAGGUCCUGGAGCGGGCCGUUCUGGAGUCGCGGGUCCGAGAGGUUGAGGAGGAGAACCGGCAGAUCAAGCUGCAGCUCAGCCAGUCGCAGGGCACCGCCUCCCAGCUUGCCGAGGGUAACUACGGCAACCAGCAGUGGGGCGCGUCUGCGGACACCGUGCCAGAGGAUGGCGACAACACGGCAGAGGAGAAGAACAACCACACGGACUGUCCCCGCUCGCCCACCGUCCAGAAGUGUGAGCUGAUCCAUGUAGCGUGUGUUUGUGCCGGUCACAACGCCAGCAGAGACGUGGUCACUCUGGUCAAGUCGGUCCUCUUUCACAGGAGGAACCCUCUCCACUUUCAUUUCAUCACGGACACCGUGGCCAGUCGGAUCCUGAGCUCCCUGUUCCAGUCCUGGAUGGUCCCAUCUGUACACGUCAGCUUCUACGAUGCAGAGGAACUCAAGUCCGAGGUGUCCUGGAUACCCAACAAGCAUUACUCAGGUAUUUACGGCUUGAUGAAGCUGACGCUAACCAAAGCAUUACCGUCCGACCUGGCAAAGGUCAUCGUCCUGGACACGGACAUCACCUUCGCCACCGACAUCGCCGAGCUGUGGGGCAUCUUCAAAAAGUUCACUGAUAAGCAGGUGAUUGGUCUGGUGGAGAACCAGAGCGACUGGUACCUGGGAAACCUGUGGAAGAACCACAAACCCUGGCCUGCGCUGGGAAGAGGCUUCAACACUGGUGUCAUCCUCCUUUACCUGGAACGACUGCGAAGAAUCAGCUGGGAGCAGAUGUGGCGCCUGACGGCAGAGAGGGAGCUUAUGAGCAUGCUCAGUACGUCGCUUGCUGACCAGGACAUCUUCAACGCCUUCAUAAAGCAGAACCCGGUCCUGGUCCACCAGCUGCCCUGCUUCUGGAAUGUCCAGCUGUCGGAUCACACUCGCUCAGAGCAGUGCUACACCGAGGUGUCUGACCUCAAGGUGAUCCACUGGAACUCUCCAAAGAAGCUCAGAGUGAAGAACAAACAUGUGGAGUUCUUCAGGAACCUCUACCUGACCUUCCUGGAGUACGACGGGAACCUGCUGCGAAGGGAGCUGUUUGGCUGCCCGAGCCAGGCCAGUCCGGAGAGCGUCCGGCUGCAGGCGGCACUGGAGGAGCUGGACGAAGACGAUCAGUGCUAUGACUUCCGGCGGGAGCGGCUGACGGUGCACCGCGUGCACCUGUACUUCCUGCAGUACGAGUAUACGCCCACUGAGGACGACACAGACGUCACACUGGUGGCUCAGCUCUCCAUGGACCGGCUGCAGAUGCUGGAGGCCAUCUGUAAGCACUGGGAGGGCCCCAUCAGCCUGGCGCUCUACAUGUCCGACGCCGAGGCGCAGCAGUUCCUGCGCUACGCCCAGGCCUCCGAGGUCCUCAAGAACCGCAAGAACGUCGGCUACCACAUCGUCUACAAGGAAGGUCAGUUCUACCCGGUCAACCUGGUUAGGAACGUGGCCCUGAGGAACGCCAACACACCCUACGUGUUCCUGACAGAUGUGGACUUCCUGCCGAUGUACGGUCUCUAUGAUUACCUCAGAAAGUCUAUAGUCCAGUUGGACAUGGCCCACACCAAGAAGGCUCUGGUGGUUCCAGCCUUCGAGACUUUGCGGUACCGCUUGUCCUUCCCCAAAUCCAAAGCCGAGCUGCUCUCCAUGCUGGACAUGGGGACGCUCUACACCUUCAGGUACCACGUGUGGCCGAAGGGUCACGCUCCAACCAACUAUGCUAAAUGGCGAACAGCAACCACGCCCUAUAAGGUGGAGUGGGAGUCGGAUUUUGAGCCGUACGUCGUAGUGAGACAGGAUUGUCCCGAGUACGACCAGCGCUUCGUGGGCUUCGGCUGGAACAAGGUGUCCCACAUCAUGGAGCUGGACGCUCAGGAGUACGACCUGAUGGUCCUCCCCAACGCCUUCAUGAUCCACAUGCCCCACGCGCCCAGCUUCGACAUCUCCAAGUUCCGCUCCAGCUCCAGCUACCGCAACUGCCUGAACACCCUGAAGGACGAGUUCCACCAGGACCUGUCCAGGAAGUACGGCGCCGCCGCUCUCAAGUAUCUCACUGCCCAGAGGAACAUCUAAACUCCAGAGAGCGGGGAUCAGAACCCUCAGGGCUCGGACACGUACUGACGCUGGGAAUCACCUCGCAGCAGAGAGCGGAUCUGGUGACACAGUAAAGCUUUAUGGGGCCCCUGAGCAUUAAUUCUCCAGUCGAAUCCACCAAGAAGGUGGUGAUGGGAGGGAUGAAGGACAAGGAUACAGACAGGCGUUGCUUUAGGGCAGGAAAAUAAAAAUAAAAACAUGGUUUUAAUUUGAUCUGACAAUCAGGGCUUUUUUCAGAGGACAUACUGGGAACCAGUCUGUCUGUCUGCAUGGACCCAAUGGGACCCGGCACUGCGGGGAGAACUACAUCUGUGAGGCCAGUCAAACUGGAGAAUGAUUUAAGCCUUAUCGAUUUCAUGACAUUUACAAAGAUAUUUAAUACUUUGAUUUGUUUUGCAUAAAUCUGAACCAAUGAUAGUGAAACAUUUGCAUUUAAAAGGUUUUGAUUAUGGCUUUACACGAUACAUUUUUCUUUUAUAUUUUUGGACCUCUUUAAGGAAAAGAAAAUCCGUAGUUUUAGUUAUAUGUUCUGUGCGCAUCAGGGACGUGCUUUUAAGUGUGUGUGAGGUCCAGCUGCUCCAUCGACACGCGUGCUGCUCGUCAUGCCUGCUUCGUCUUGCAUGUUAACAGUUGCACUACAGGUUCUUUUUAAGGCAGAAAACCCCGUUUUCAUCUCAUUAUUCAGGUUUCACCGCAGCAAAAAGAUGUUUUAACUGAACCGACUGGGACCAAUGCUGAUGAAUGACGUCAGAGGGAGUGGAAAAUGUAUUUAUUUGUUUUGAUGCUGUUCUGUCUGAGUCACUGGACAUUUGUGCCAUCUACUGAUCCGUUUCUACCCAUCAUCCUGCUGAUUUUUACAAGUCCAGCUGAAAUUAACUGAUGUCCUGCUGCCAUGUCAAAUUUCUUCACAUUAAAGGGAAUUCAGUGUUUUUAGCCCAAAUGAUUCAGUUACAACCUGGUCCUUUAAAUCAUUAUCUGCGAUGAAUCAUGGGAUCACAGUUCUGAUUACCGUAUGACCCACAGUAUCAAUAAUUCAUCUAAAUGGAACCUGUCUGACAACAUGAAGUAGGCUAACAGACCUCAGGAAGUAGCACAUCAUGCCCUGAUCUAAAGAAAUGCAGGAACAGAGGAAAAUUAAAGUUUCUGACCUUCAUCAACCAGGAAAGGGUUAGAACCAUUAAGAACCUUCUCAACAGCACAUCUAUUCAGGAGGACCCGGUAGAGCCCUGAACAUCUAAAGCUCUGCAGGUCUCACUGUCUCAGCUAAGGUCAGAGGUCAUGAUUCAACAAUAAAAAACAGACUGGGCAAAAAUGCCCUCCAUGGCGGAGUUCCAAGUCCAGAACCACUGCUGACCCAAAACAACACAAAGGGCUGUUUCAAAAAUAAUCUUGAUGAUCUGCAAGACCUUUUUGGAAGAUGUGGGUCUUGCUACAUCAGCUGUAAAACUUAACAUUAUAGCUACAGUCAAACCUGGUGGUGGCAGUGUGAUGCUCUGGGGACGGUUUACUACUCCAGCACCAUCUGUGAUAUUAAUAGAACCAUGAACAGAACCAUGAAUUCUGCAGAACACCUGAAUAUCAGACCAAUUACUUCAUCACAGAAAAAUUAUCCAAAACACACCAGCAACUCCACCUCUAAUUGGAGUGGCCUAGUCAAAGUCUGUACCUAGAUCUAACUGAUAUGCUGUACCAUGACACUUCAUGUUUAAAUACGCUCCAGUGUGGCUGACUUAAAACAAUGUGGGUCAGAACUCCUCCACAGUGAUGUUAAAGACUUGUUAGCGGUUACCUCAAACACCUGAUGGCUGCUGCUGGUGGAACAACCAGUUUUUAGGGCCACGGGGCCACAUUGGGUUGGAUAUGUUUCCAGCUAAUUGAUACUAUCUAGGUUAUGUUUGACACUUUUAAUCAUGGAAAAGAAGAAAUCUGUAAGGAAUCAACGUAAUUCCAGAUACGCACACACAGUCCGGAGUUACUGACCCGAUGAUCCGCCUUCUGGUACCACUUGGCCCAGUCUUGUUUCUAACGGUUCCUUUAGCUGAUCUCCUGAAGAUACCCUGGAAACAUUGACCCUACUUCGCCCUCAGAGCCUGAGAUCAAGAAGAGAAAGAUAAUUUGUCCUGAUUUAUAAACAGGUUUUAAUGCAGAUCAGGAAAACAUCUUAAUUUCAGAUGGACUUCAUGUUUUAGUUUUAUUAGAUGUAGAAAAGGUUGCAUUAAAUCCAUCAAAUGAUUAUGUCACUCUGACAUAGAUCUAAUCUAAUCAUUUGGCCUCCUGAUGAACUAAUCUGUUUAAAUUCAGACAUAUUUUGGUGUUUUGAAGCCCAGAUGUUUUAUGCGAGCUUCAUCUUGAUCUGCUAUCCUGGUUUUACUUUACUGUUCACCUACAUGUGAGUUAAAGACAUGCAUACAAGACGUGAUUCCCCUGCUAGAGAAAGCGUCCCAGUACCAAACACUGGAUCAUGUCUGAGGAUGGACCGGACCGUCACCAUGAAUAGCCCUGCUCCGUCCACGCCGCCUCCAUCCUUGUGUUGUUGAUUGUGGUAAAUGCUAGUGCCUUUUGCUGUAUUGUGAAACUGGUUAUUGAUUGUACAGUUGUACGGACGACGUGGCCUGGGGACAUUCAGGCGCUCUAUUUAUUAUUGUUGACUCAAAUCAAUCAUAUUUUUCUAUGUAAGUGCUUUAAAUAAAUUUGCCCUUUUCUAAUGA
This is a messenger RNA of Girardinichthys multiradiatus, 6215 nucleotides long. It is a transcript of the gene large2, whose product is annotated as LARGE xylosyl- and glucuronyltransferase 2. Gene Ontology annotation, biological process: protein O-linked glycosylation via mannose. Lineage: Eukaryota; Metazoa; Chordata; Actinopteri; Cyprinodontiformes; Goodeidae. The record is from RefSeq and is a predicted model, not a curated record. The transcript has 16 exons. The coding region runs from base 1234 to 3486 and encodes 750 amino acids. Gene Ontology annotation, molecular function: glucuronosyltransferase activity; xylosyltransferase activity.